UGAAAACAAUUAAGGCAAAAAAUGUGUAUUAAAUGCAGGGGAGUGUCCGGAGUUACAGGUAAGUGGGUGCCCAACCGAGUGAACACGGCAGAUAAAAUAACUCGGGACGACCCAACUCGCCUGUCUCCUGCAACUCGACACCACGUAUGUACCUUCCACGUGGGGGUGGGUGCAGCCUCUCUGAAAACAACCCACCACCCCUUUCUUCUCUCUCUGUACAAAACAAAUGCUAUCCUCCACUUACUAUCCGACACGACACCCCCGUACCCCUUCUGCUUUCUGAUAGAAUAAAAUCAUCACUCUCCCUUUUUAUAUUUGUUCAGUCACCCAAAUAUAUAAAUCAUUUUUAAAUAUAUAUGUAAACCAGAAAAAGAAGUCAGGCGCCGCUCAUUAGCGCCGUACACAAGUGUAGGGCUUACGUCACCCAGGCGCGGAGAGUAGUCACAUGACAGCCCCUGCGACACGUCUAAUCAGGCGGCGGCUCUGCUCCUCUGCGGCCCCACCUCUCCUCUACUGCUCACGUGUACCAUCCUCCUCUGCUGUGGACCCUUGGAUUGUGCCUCGCAUCACUAGUGGGAUUAUGAUGAGGAUCCGGUGGUUGAGAGAGUGUGGAGAUGUUAGUCAGUUGGAGAGAGGGGAUUAGAUUUGGGGCUUUGAUUUGUUUAUUUAAAGGAGAGGCCUGGCCGUCCAGCCGGCGAUUACGGGAGACUGAGUGGGGCCCUCUACUUUUUAUACACACAGUUCUCUCGUUCUUUUUCUUCCUCUCUCUCUCUCUUUCCCUCUCGGAGCUCCUCCCUUUCUCUUUCUCUCUCUAGUGUUGAAGAGUUAGUCUCUCUGCUUCACUCAUGGCGUCUUCUCGUGAGGGCCACUACAGAGGAGUGAGAAAGAGGCCAUGGGGGAGAUACGCAGCUGAGAUACGCGAUCCUUGGAAGAAAACCAGAGUCUGGUUGGGCACUUUCGAUACGCCAGAAGAGGCUGCUUUAGCCUAUGAUGGUGCAGCUAGAUCCCUCAGAGGAGCCAAGGCCAAAACCAACUUCCCCGCACCCGCCACUGCUUUAUCACUCGACCUCAACGCGCCAUCCGACCGCUGGAGCUCGCCCUCCGGCCGCCUCGUACUCGGUGAGUUUCUGCAGACGGGUGUUCUCAAAGACAUGAGCUGCGAGGGUGGUCCCUCCGCCAAAUCUGACAGUACUGUUUCCGUCGCGGUUCCGGCACCGGAAGUCCCUACUCCGGCAUCGUUUUUUGGGAUUGUCCGACGUGGGUUGCCCAUCGACUUGAACGAGCCUCCACCGUUGUGGCUGUGAUGAUAACUCUCCCUGACCAUGUAGCAUUUUAACGGAGUCGUUUUGAUCUGUAAUCUCUGUUCUAUUUUCCUGGCGUUUCGUUUUUUCAUAUUUUCCUUAAGAGAGAGAGCGAACAACCAAUUUGAAAGAGUUAGAGACGACGAUAUCAUAUCAUAUCAUAUCAUAUGUACAUAUAUGUUUUUGUAUUCACUUAUCACUCAACACUAAAA
Messenger RNA from Vitis vinifera (wine grape), 1513 nucleotides. RefSeq names its product ethylene-responsive transcription factor 12. Gene Ontology annotation, molecular function: DNA binding; DNA-binding transcription factor activity. The transcript has a single exon. The record is from RefSeq and is a predicted model, not a curated record. Gene Ontology annotation, biological process: regulation of DNA-templated transcription. NCBI's taxonomy places the organism in Eukaryota, Viridiplantae, Streptophyta, Magnoliopsida, Vitales, Vitaceae. Bases 846 to 1304 code for a protein of 152 amino acids.